AAUUUACGAAUUUAUGUACGCGAGAAAUAAAUUAAUUUAAUAAAGAGUAGUAAAUUAAUUAAUUUGCUUAGCUCGUCUAAUUAAUACGCCUUUAUUUUUUCGAUCGUUCGCGUUGUUUAAAUAAACACGUGGCCAAAUAUAUUUUAAAAUAGCUUGAAUAAGAAGAAAAUAGGUUAACAUUUGUUGAUUAUGAGCUUAUGGUUUUCAUCAUUAUUUCGUUAUUCUCGAUAUAUUACAGCAAAUAAAGUAUCAUUAUCCCUUACAUUCAUGGCAUCUCGAACUAAAACAGAUCGAGUUUUAGAAAACUUAAAAAGUAAUCCUUACUUUGAUAAGUAUGCGAAAAAAAUAGCAGAACUUCAAUUGAUAAAUCCAGAAUUAUUAGAAGAACGUAUCGAAAAACAAGAACAAAAGAUGCAAAAGAAAAAAGAAACACAAGAACAAGAUCGUAAUUUAUAUCAAGCUAAAGCCAAAGCAGAAGUGUUACAACCAUCACCUAUCAAAGAAGCACGUCUCAGUGAUAUUAUGAACAUAGAUAUGAUAAAGGGAAAAACUAAAGAAGAAAUUGGUGAAAUUUGGAUGGAGUAUCAUAAACAGAAAGAUUAUAUUUGUGCGAUAAUAGAAUCGGAGCAAUAUGAAAGGAUACUCGGUUAUGGCAGUAAAUAUCCUUUAUUUCUCUUACCAUUACCAAGGAAACAAGGCUACGAAUUUUUCUUAAGUCAAUUCCAAGGGAAUAAAGUUUACAUGACGUCUUUGUUAUGGUAUCAGACUCACAAGGAGAAUGCACCAGAGUGUUUAACCCUAACGCAUUAUACAGAAUUCAAGGAUAGCAGGGGUAUAGUAUUAAUGCGUGGUGAAUUCGAUUUAAAUUUCUUAAAUUGUCAUGAGGCGCAGUGUUUAACCAAUGAACUACAGUUGUAUUACAUUGGUAAAAAUUCACAGAGGUUGAAAUUAUUGGAAACGUUUAAUAAUAAUCCUAAUAAUUUCAAGUACAACGAUCUCAUCAAUCAGUUGGAAAAAAUAUCUUUAUAAACGUUUUUGUACAUAGUUGACGUUUCAUACAAGAAUAGUAAUGUUUCAUGUAUAUUUUUAUUAGAACAAGUAUAAAAGAUAUAUAAUUUAAAAAUA
This is a messenger RNA of Polistes dominula (European paper wasp), 1125 nucleotides long. RefSeq names its product ATP synthase mitochondrial F1 complex assembly factor 1. Gene Ontology annotation, cellular component: mitochondrion. Gene Ontology annotation, biological process: mitochondrial proton-transporting ATP synthase complex assembly. NCBI's taxonomy places the organism in Eukaryota, Metazoa, Arthropoda, Insecta, Hymenoptera, Vespidae. The record is from RefSeq and is a predicted model, not a curated record.